This is a messenger RNA of Ipomoea triloba (trilobed morning glory), 549 nucleotides long. RefSeq lists its product as uncharacterized. Bases 1 to 549 code for a protein of 182 amino acids. Lineage: Eukaryota; Viridiplantae; Streptophyta; Magnoliopsida; Solanales; Convolvulaceae. The record is from RefSeq and is a predicted model, not a curated record. The transcript has a single exon.
AUGUUGAACUUGAUUUAUAGACGAGUUGAGGUCUCUCCGGAGUACCCAGUUUGUGGAGGAGCGAAUGAAUAUGUUAUUCAUGUUUUUUUGGACUGCCCUAUGGCGCAUGAGGUUUGGCGCGUUUCUGGUCUGAAUGUUCACACUGCUAGUCAUGCCUCCUUUGUGGCUUGGCUUCAUGAUGUUUUCAUGCUGUUUAUGAUUAAGCAGAUUAAUAUGGUGGCGGCUAUUCUAGUUGGUUUGUGGCAGGCGCGCAAUAAAGCCCUAUGGAAUGGGGCGAUAACCAAGCCACAUGGCGUGUGGAGGGCAGCUGUGUCAUCGCUACAACAUUGGGCUCAGACAUGUGAUGCUGUGGAGGUUGGUGGUGUGUCUCACGCUGGUAGUAUGCCUCAUGUGAAUAGCGUUGCUAGCUUGGUGUGUAGGGUGGAUGCAGGCAUUGAUUUUGCGAUGGGUAGAGUCUUGUUUGGAGCUUAUUUGGCCAUCAGUGAAGAGGGUUUUAUAACUGCUAUUAAUGGUACUUUGGACUGUAUUCUUGAUCCCCUCUUGGCCUAA